AUGGUCGGCGCCGCUGCUGGUUUCUCCGAAGAAUACUUAGUCGUACAUUUCCAAAUCGAUCCUUCUGCUCCAAAAUUUUCAUGGACUGAUGAGUUUCAGCUACAGCUGAAAUAUCAUCCACGGACAUUACGAUAUGGAUCAUCGCGUUUAUCUUCUUUGCGUAACCGUAGAGAAGCAGCAAUAGCCGUAGAGGAGCAGUACAAAUUGCUUGGAGAUGUAAGCUGUGAGAGGCGCACUGAGUUGGUUGGAGAGGUUAAAAGUUUUAAGACUGUCCCCGGAGCCGGUUCCUUGUCUUUAAAUAUAAGGAGCCGCGAAAGGUCCGCCCUUCUCUUCCCCAUAAGCAUGUUGCCGCCUGGAUGGGUGCCAGAAGUAGAGGAUGGUGGUGUUGAUAAUCGCGGCAAUCGGCGGUGCAGUCAUAUCAGAUUAUCAUCAGAAUGGCGAACCACUACUAUUAUUGGGUUACAAUGCUGA
Messenger RNA from Gongylonema pulchrum, 471 nucleotides. Lineage: Eukaryota; Metazoa; Nematoda; Chromadorea; Rhabditida; Gongylonematidae. The record is from the annotation of a GenBank genome assembly.